Etheostoma spectabile (orangethroat darter) is the source of this 2518-nucleotide messenger RNA. Its product is annotated as stonustoxin subunit alpha. The coding region runs from base 162 to 743 and encodes 193 amino acids. Gene Ontology annotation, molecular function: protein binding. NCBI's taxonomy places the organism in Eukaryota, Metazoa, Chordata, Actinopteri, Perciformes, Percidae. The transcript has 3 exons. The record is from RefSeq and is a predicted model, not a curated record.
CAGGAUGUCUGAUCUCAGAGGAAGGCUCUGCUUAUCUGGCCUCAGCUCUGAGGUCCAACCUAAGAGAACUGGACCUGAGCUAUAAUCAUCCAGGAGACUCAGGAGUGAAGCUGCUGUCAGCUGGACUUAAGGAUCCAAACUGGAGACUGGACACUCUCAGGAUGGACCAUGGUGGACCGCAGUGGUUGAGACCUGGACUGAGGAAGUAUGUCUGUGAACUGAAACUGGACACAAACACAGUAAACAGAGGACUCAAACUGUCUGACAACAACAGUACAGUGACAUAUGUGUUAGAGGAUCAGUCAUAUCCUGAUCAUCCAGAGAGGUUUGACUUCUGGCCUCAGCUGCUGUGUAGAGAUGGUCUGACUGGUCGCUGUUACUGGGAGGUCGAGAGGAGAGGAGAGGUUCUUAUAUCGGUGAGUUACAGAGGAAUCAGAAGGAAAGGAAACAGUACUGACUGUGUGUUUGGAGGGAAUGAUCAGUCCUGGAGUCUGAGCUGCUAUGAUGAAGGUUACUCUGUCUGGCACAAUGACAAAGAAACAGCCCUCCCGUCCUCCUCUGUCUCUAACAGAGUAGCAGUGUAUGUGGACUGUCCUGCUGGCUCUCUGUCCUUCUACACAGUCUCCUCUGACUCACUGAUCCACCUCCACACCUUCAACACCACAUUCACUCAGCCUCUCUAUCCUGGGUUUAGGGUCUGGUCAGCUGGUUCCUCAGUGUCUCUGUGUCCUCUGCAGGACUGAGAGUCUCUCCUGUGGACAGAAACCCUGACUGAAGAUCAGCUGCUGAAAUCAAAGUUCAGUCUGUUCACCAUCACACACACUCCAGACCAAACAUGAAGAAUUUGUUCCAACAAAUCACACGUCAAUUUAAACAUUCGAGUCCUUCUGUCUCUACGCUUGUUUUCACACCGAAUCCGAAACUUCCAUUUGUUUUGUCUUCCAUAACUGUUUAACUUAAGUAAAAACAAGCCAACCGAUAAAAUGACUUUUGUUAAAUGCAAUCAACAGAUUCUCUCAGACGUCAAUCUCUGUUCAUACUGUCACACAGAUCAUGUGUUUCCAGGUGUGCGUGUGUGUGUGUGUGUGUGUGAGAGAGAGAGAGACAUCUGAAGGACCAAAUUGGAGGAGCUGAAGCAGAACACAACAUCUGAAUGUUCAACAGUCUGAGCAAUGUCACAGAUUAAUGGAGCUCUGAGUAUCUGUUCCUUUGGAGGACGCUGAUGCUAAUUAGUCUCUGUCAACACUGAUUACAUCUUAUAUAUAUUCUUUAACUGUCUGUGGCUCAGACGCCUCCCACUGUGACGUGACAGCAAGCUACCAUGACAUAUGGCCUCAUUCUUAAUAAUUUACGUGUUGAGACUAGAGAUUUGCAGUGAUGGAAAAUCUCAGACUUCAUUCCACAUGUAACCAAAACUGUGUAUGUUAAUGGAACAUUUAACAACUCCUUUAUUUUUGUGGAAUGGCCACCACAUUCUGUAAAUACCUGGAAAUUCAUAGCCUGGCAUAAACAAUAUUUAAAAAAUCCCCGGAUUACAUGUUGAUCACUAAAUAACAAUGUUGCCUAUGCGUAGCACACAGAUGUCGCUACGCGUUUUUGGAUUACUGACAACGAGUCUUAAUUUAAAUAUAUUUAUUACAAAAAAGACUAAAAAGUGUAAAUUACAUGUUGAGCACUUGUGAACUACAAAAAAGUCCAACCUACCAAAAAAAAGCUGCCAGUUGUGAUGUUUGGCUUCAGACCUUCUGUCUGCAGUCUGGAAGCAACACCAUCAGCUGAGUCUGAUCGCCCUUCAUGUUGAAUAUACUUGUGUGUACAGUAUAUAGCAAUGUUUGAAUGAAUGUUAAAAUGAAGAUACACAUAUCAUUAAUGUAUUUUUAGAGCUUGUAUACCUAACGAGUGAUAAUUAAAACUGGUAGCAUCUGAAUAUAAUUAUUCAGUUAGAAGCUUCCUGUGUCCAGGUCAUAUAUUUGAUGGAAAAAUAGACAUUAAAAAACAGUUUCUAUUAUAUACACACCUAAAAACUUAAAGACACAGACAAAGCAGUUAAUUGAAUGCUUUUAUUUCUUUAAUGCCAAUCUCUAAUAUAGUAAAUAAUCUAUUCAACGUCUCUCUUUGGCUUCUGUCUCCCUGCUCUCUUUUGGUUUAUUUCUCCUCACCCUCAUCUCUCCCUUCUGGUGAUGCUAGUGCAGCGCCUGGCCCUGGUUUGACCUCUUGGAUCGGGGCAGACUGCUGCAGACUCCCCUAAUGCCCCAUCCAUGUUGACAAACCAGGGGCAACUUGCUGCCGUGGCUUCCAUCCUCAGUGAAUGCCCCCGUUUGUUCCUUGGUCCCUGUGGAAAGACAGCCGACACAGCAAAAAGAUGUUUACCGUUAUGAAUGCUAUAACAUGACGUUAUACUUUUAAGUGGGAAUCUACUCACACAUUUUAGCUUUCAUUUAACAUUGCUAGUAAAGUAAACAAGGUGCAGAUUUACCUCCCAUCCUCAGCUACAGCUGAUAAACACAUCCAUCCAAGU